CUCAAAGUCACGCGCUGGCGGGACCUUCAGGUCUACACCGGCAACUGUUGCAGCGCCCUGCGGGCUACUGCUGUUUUGGAAGCUUGGAAGGCCUGAGUUUUGCCCUUUUCCAAGAGGAGCCCAGAGAAGGACUGGUCUUUUUCUGCAAAUACCAAAGCCAUGGCUCAGGAGUCAGUGGUGUUCAAUGAUGUGUCCAUAGACUUCUCUCAGGAGGAGUGGGAAUGCCUGAAUGAUGAUCAGAGAGAUUUAUACAGAGAUGUGAUGUUGGAGAAUUACAGCCACCUGGUUUCAAUGGCAGGACAUUCUGUUUCUAAACCAGAUGUGAUCUCCUUCUUGGAGCAGGGGAAAGAGCCCUGGUUGGUUGACAGAGAACUAACAAGAGACCAGUGGCCAGUCCUGGAAUCAAGAUGUGAGACCAAGAAAUUAUUUCUGAAGAAGGAAAUUUAUGAAAUAGAGUCAGCGCAGUGGGAGAUAAUGGAAAGACUUACAAGACAUGACCUUCAGUGCUCUAGUUUCAGAGAUGAUUGGGAAUGUAAUGGCCAGUUUGAGAAACAACAUGGCUCUCAGGAGGGACACUUCAGUCAACUGAUAUUCACCCAUGAAGGCAUGCCCACUUUCAGUCAGCAUCCAUCCUUUACAUUACAGCAAAUCAUUAAUAAUAAAGAGAAAUACUGUGCAACUAAGGAAUAUAGGAAAACCUUUAGACAUGACUCACAACUUAGUACACAUCAGAUAAUUCAUACCAUUGAGAAACCCUAUGAAUGUAAGGAAUGUGGAAAGGCCUUUAGACAUCCCUCAAGACUCAGUCAUCAUCAGAAAAUUCAUACUGGCAAGAAACCCUUUGAAUGUAAGGAAUGUGGGAAAACAUUUAUUUGUGGUUCAGACCUUACUCGACAUCACAGAAUUCACACUGGUGAGAAACCCUAUGAAUGUAAGGAAUGUGGAAAGGCCUUUAGUAGUGGCUCAAACUUCACUCGACAUCAGAGAAUUCACACUGGUGAAAAGCCCUAUGAAUGUAAAGAAUGUGGGAAGGCUUUUAGUAGUGGCUCAAACUUUACUCAACAUCAGAGAAUUCAUACGGGGGAGAAACCCUAUGAAUGUAAAGAAUGUGGCAAUGCCUUUAGUCAGAGCUCACAACUUAUUAAACAUCAGAGAAUUCAUACAGGUGAGAAACCCUAUGAAUGUAAGGAAUGUGAAAAGGCGUUUCGUUCUGGUUCAGACCUUACUCGACAUCAGAGAAUUCAUACUGGUGAGAAGCCCUAUGAAUGUAAGAUAUGUGGGAAAGCCUAUUCUCAGAGUUCACAACUUAUUAGUCAUCAUAGAAUUCAUAGUGGUGAGAAACCCUAUGAAUAUAGGGAAUGUGGAAAGACCUUUAAUUAUGGCUCACAACUUAUUCAACAUCAAAAUUUGUACUGGCUACCACAACAUUCUCGGUCCUCCACAGUCUGCCAGACAAUUCCAGUUAAAAUCUCCUUCACAAACCACAUUCCGAUCCGCGAAGUAGCACCUCUCAAACACAAACCGGCCACACCCAAUGAAAAAAUCGCACCCAAAACCACUCCAAAGACAGACACGCAGCGCCAUCCGACUAUGUUAAAGGCUUCUAGCCUAAGCCUUUGCCUAAGCCUUUUGGUUUGCCAUAUGGUCCAUGUCCUCCAGUAUCUCUUCCAUCUUAAAAACAAAUUUUCUUUAACUUCAAAUGUAUUAUAUGGUUUGUCAUUGCAGGGGUCGGUGAUGUUCAAUGAUGUGUCCAUAGUCUUCUCUCAGGAGGAGUGGGAAUACCUGGACUUGGAACAGAGGGACUUGUACAGAGAUGUAAUGUUGGAGAAUUACAGCAACUUGGUCUCACUGGGAUGCUUCAUUUCUAAGCCAGAUGUGAUUUCCUUAUUGGAGCAAGGAAAAGAGCCCUGGAAAGUUGUGAGGAAAGGAAGGAGGCGAUAUCCAGAUUUAGAGACCAGGUAUGAGACCAAGAAGUUCUCUUCGGAAAAUGACAUUCACGAAAUAAACUCACCCCAGUGGAAGAUAAUGGAAAGAAUUAAAAACCAUGGCCUUAAGGGCCUAAUUUUAAAAAGUGAUUGGGAGUCCAAAAGAAAAUUUGAAGGACAGGAGGGAUAUUUCAGUCAAAUGAAAACUGCAUCUCAAAAAGUGUCCUCUUACCAAAAACGCACAUCUCUAACUUCACCCCAGAGACUUCAUUUUGUGGAGAAACCCUAUGAAUGUAAAGAAUGUGGGAAAACCUUUAGAGUACGCCAACAGCUUACUUUCCAUCAUAGAAUUCAUACUGGUGAAAAACCCUAUGAAUGCAAGGAAUGCGGAAUGGCCUUUAGACAGACUGCACAUCUUACUCGACAUCAGAGACUUCAUUCUGGUGAAAAGCUCUAUGAAUGUAAGGAAUGUGGAGAAUCUUUCAUAUGUGGCCCAGACCUCAGAGUACAUCAGAAAAUUCAUAUUGGUGAGAAGCCCUAUGAAUGUAAAGAAUGUGGGAAGGCCUUCCGAGUGCGUGGACAACUUACUCUCCAUCAGAGGAUUCAUACUGGUGAGAAACCCUAUGUAUGUACAGAAUGUGGAAAGGCCUUUAGACAGUAUGCACACCUUACUCGACAUCAGAAGCUUAAUAUUGCUGACAAACUCUACGAAUGUAAAGAAUGUGGGAAGGCCUUUUUGUGUGGCUCUGGCCUUAGAGUACAUCACAAACUUCAUACUGGUGAGAAACCCUAUGAAUGUAAGGAAUGUGGGAAGGCCUUUAGAGUGAGACAACAACUAACACUCCACCAGAGAAUUCAUACUGGUGAGAAACCCUAUGAAUGUAAGGAAUGUGGAAAGACCUUUAGUCGUGGUUAUCAUCUUAUUCUUCAUCACAGAAUUCACACUGGUGAGAAACCUUAUGAAUGUAAGGAGUGUUGGAAGGCCUUUAGUCGUUACUCACAACUUAUUUCACACCAAAGUAUCCAUAUUGGUGUUAAACCCUAUGACUGCAAGGAAUGUGGGAAGGCUUUUAGAUUACUCUCACAACUUACACAACAUCAGAGUAUUCAUGUUGGUGAGAAGCCCUAUAAAUGUAAGGAAUGUGGGAAGGCCUUUAGAUUGCGCCAAAAACUUACUCUCCAUCAGAGUAUUCAUACUGGUGAAAAACCUUUUGAAUGUAAGGAAUGUAGGAAGGCUUUUAGACUUAAUUCAUCCCUUAUUCAACACCUGAGGAUUCAUUCUGGUGAGAAACCCUAUGAAUGUAAAGAAUGUAAGAAGGCCUUUAGACAACAUUCACACCUUACCCAUCAUCUGAAAAUUCAUAAUAGAGUUCAUAAUGGAGAAAAGUUGUAUGAAUGUAAGGAAUGUAGAAAGACCUUUAUUCGUCGCUCAACACUUAGUCAACAUCUGAGAAUUCAUACUGGUGAGAAACCUUAUAAAUGUAAGGAAUGUGGGCAGGCAUUUAGACAGCGUGCGCACCUUAUUCGACAUCACAAACUUCAUACCGGUGAGAAGCCCUAUGAAUGUAAGGAAUGUGGGAAGGCCUUUACAGUGCUCCAAGAACUUACUCAACAUCAGAGACUCCAUACUGGUGAAAAGCCCUAUGAAUGUAAGGAGUGUGGAAAGGCCUUCAGAGUGCAUCAGCAACUUGCUCGACAUCAGAGAAUUCACACUGGUGAGAAACCCUAUGAAUGUAAGGCAUGUGGGAAGACCUUUAGGCAGUGUACACACCUUACUCGACAUCAGAGACUUCAUACUGCUGAGAAGCUCUAUGAAUGUAAGGAAUGUGGGAAAGCCUUUGUAUGUGGUCCAGACCUUAGAGUACAUCAGAAAAUUCAUUUUGGUGAGAAACCUUAUGAAUGUAAGGAAUGUGGAAAGGCUUUUAGAAUAUGCCAACAACUUACUGUCCAUCAGAGUAUUCAUACUGGUGAGAAACCCUAUGAAUGUAAGGAAUGUGGGAAGACUUUUAGACUAAGGCAGCAACUUGUUCGCCAUCAGAGAAUCCAUACUCGUGAGAAACCCUAUGAAUGUAUGGAGUGCUGGAAGACCUUUAGUAGUUACUCACAACUUAUUUCACAUCAGAGCAUUCAUAUUGGUGAAAGACCUUAUGAAUGUGAAGAAUGUGGGAAGGCCUUUAGAUUGCUCUCACAACUUACCCAACAUCAGAGUAUUCAUACUGGUGAGAAACCUUAUGAAUGUAAGGAAUGCAGAAAACCUUUUAGACUGCUGUCACAACUUACUCAGCAUCAGAGUAUUCAUACUGGUGAGAAACCUUAUGAAUGUAAGGAAUGUGGUAAGGCUUUCAGACUUUAUUCAUUCCUUACUCAGCACCAGAGAAUUCAUACUGGAGAGAAACCCUACAAAUGUAAGGAAUGUAAGAAGGCCUUUAGACAACAUUCACACCUUACUCAACAUCAGAAAAUUCAUAAUGGGGUUUAGUAUGAGAAAGCCUUCAAUUGUACAUUAUGUUACAGAAUAUCUGAAAAUUCAUUUUUGAGAAAUUUGCUUCAUGCUUCAACUAAGCAUAAGAAAUUUUAUAUUAUUGAAAAAAAUAUGUUGCUUUAAAAGCCUUCUAUCACCAUUCAGACAUUGUUUAUCUUCAGCAAAUUUGUAUGAGGGAAUAAUAUAAUGAAUGUAGGGAAAUCUUUAGCCUUAUCUAUCAUUAUCCCCAUUUCACUCCUUUCUUACAGUGUGUUAUUGGACAAGGUACUUAAACUUCUGUGCCUCAUUUUGCUCACUUGUAAAACGGUGAUAAUAGUACCUAUGUAUAUUAGUUAUUUAUUGCUGUGUAAUAAAUUACCACAAACUUAGUAGCUUAAAAUAAUAUACAUUAUCUCACAAUUUCUAUGGGUCAGUUGUCUGGGCAUAACUUUGUUGGGUCUUCUGCUUCAGGGUCUCGCACAGAGCUAAACUAAAGGUUUCAGCCAGAGUUGGGUCUCAUCUGAAGGCUCAACAGGGAAAGGGAUCCAUAUCCAACCUCACAUGGUUGUUGGCUCUUGCACUGAGGUCCACAGUUUCUAGCUGGCUGAUGGCUGACCUUAGUUCCUUGCCACAUGUGUUUCUUCAACACGACUGCUUAUUAAGUGUGCAAGCCAAGAAUGCAGUAGAGUCUACUAGCAUCAUAGAAGCUAUAAUCUUGUAUGAUCUAAUCACCAGAGUAACACCUUUUCGUCACUUUUGCUGUAUUCUACUGGUUAGAAGCAGGUUACUGGGUCACCGCACACUCAAGGGUAGAGGAUUACACAAGAGUAUGAAUACCAGGCUGUAGGGACCAUUUCAGAGUCAGCCUGCCACACUGUGUAAUAGGAUUGUCUUAAGGAUUAAGUAGUUAAUGCUUGGAAAAAUAGCAGCCACAUAGCAUGUUUUCUGUAAAUAAUAUCUAUAAUUGUUAUCAUUAGUGUUAGUGAAUUCAUAUGAAAGGAAUUUACUCUAGAAGUAGUAAAUGUAGAAAUGCCUCAUGUCACUGCUCAGUACUUAACUAAACUUAAGAUAAUUUAUUCCAGAUAAAAUCUAAGAGGUUAUAUUGAAUGUGGGAAGUUCUUCAUCAUUUGAGCUGCAUCAAUCAUUUUGUGCUGAAAAGAAUGUCACGAAUGUGAGGUUAAGAGUACAACUGUUGAAGAAUCAGAAAAAUACGAAAUUAUUUUCCCAUAAUAAAUUCCAAAAAGUAAAUGUUUUGCAAUCCCUAUUGCCUGGCCACUGUUAAAGCUUAAUUAGAAACAUCAAAAAGAUGGCAGAAAGGAAACCAGUUGGAAAUUUAAUAAUGUGCGUGCGUGCGUGUGUGUGUGUGUGUGUAUACAUGUAUGUAAAACUCAUAUAAAAGAUCAUCAUUCCAUUACAGGCAGUGUAUGGUUUGAUGUUCAAAUUGCCCCAUCUUCAACCAGUGGGAGUUGGGUCUUUUGACAUGACCCCACUAGUAGUUUGAUAGUUUACUUGGUUAUGGCUGCAGUCUGGUCAGCAAUGGAAGAUGCUUGGGCACCAACUCAUCCUGAAAAUUGGUAAGGGGAAAAAUAAGCAUUUAUUUUGCUUUUUCCUUGUGAACCAAGUUUCAGGGCCACCAAAAGCUCCUCAGAUUAAAAGGUUUUUGUUUUGUUUUGUUUUUAAGAAAUCAGUAAAUAUGGAAAGAAUGGUAGGAUUAGAAAAAUCAUUUUCUAGUUCCCUAAUGGGAUAAUGGGUCCAGAAAAUGAUCUUCAGUGGAUAUUAAAACUAUUGGGUGAAAUAUUUUAUAGUGAGAACUUUCAAGCUGACCACCUCUGAGCCCUUUGAUCAAUUUUAACCUCUUUAAAAGUGGGACUAUCAGACAAUAUCCACAUCCUGAUAAAAUGCAAUACAAAAUACACACCACUGCCUACAAAGCCUUAUUGCCAAAACAGUGAACUGAAGGAAGCAAACCUUUGAGUCAAACUCUUUAAAAAUGAGAAUUUGGGGAAUAGAUGAACAAAGUAAAUGGCACCACAAGGAAGUAGCCAAGCAGAUACAGAAUGCGUAAAAUUCUAAGAAACAAAUGACCCUGAUUUCUUCAACUAAUGAGUGGCAUGAAAAAGAAAAGGGGAAGGGCAACAAUUAAUAGAUUAAAAGAGACUUAAGAGACCUAUCAACUAAAUUUAGUACAUGGGCAUUGCUUGGACCUAGUUUGAACAAAAUGUAAAAAGACAUUUUGGAGACAGUGGGGAAAAUGUGGACAUGCACUGAGUAUUACCUGAUAUUUAGAAAUAUGUUGUUAGGGAUGAUAAUAUCAAUGUGGUUAUUAAAAGAUAAAAGGUUCUAUGUGUUAGAGAUACAUACUUACAUACUUAAGAAAUGGUAAGAUACCAAAUCUGCUUUAUAUACUCUAGCAAAGGAAAAAGAAUUGGCAAAGAGAGCUGGGAAGUAGGUUAGCAAAAUGUUGAUAAUUACUGACAUGGAGUGGUUUGCUUUGGGGAGUUUAUUGUUCUAAUAUUUCUACUUUUUUAUGUGUUUGAAAGUUUCAGUAAUAAAAUGUUUAAUAUCAAAACUGAAAUUUAUAGACUACUUAGAAAUGAUUGUUGAGAUGUGUGCAUCUAAACAUGUCAGAUGUCACCAAAGUUCUGUUCAGUGAAAAAUUCAUCCCCUUUAAUGCAUUAUAAGGAAGUUUUAUUUGUGGACCCAGUCUUCAUCAUCUUCACCUUAUCCAUAGCAGUCAACACAGGGCCUGUCACCUAAAUAAAUGUGUCAAGGGAAUGAAUACUUAAUCAAGAAACCAGAAACAGAACAGAAUAAAACCUACAAAAGAGAAGCAAAGCAUAACUAAAAAUAGAAAUUAAGGACUAGACAGUAGAUUUAAUCCAGUACUAAUGAUAAGAUUUUGGAAGAUCCAAUCAAGAAAAAGAAAAUGAAAGAUAAUGCCUUUGGAAUAUUGACCGUGAUAAAGGUGACAUAGCUACAGAUUAUCCAGAAAAUUUUUUUAAUUACAACACAAUACUAUAUAUAUGUGCUAUAUUUAUUCUAAUACCUAAAAUAUAGGUACUUUUUUUUUCUGUAGGAAGGUUAUGAAAAUUGACUCAAAUAGACCAAGAAGCAAAUGUGUAUGUAUAUAUGAACUCCCUGCUUAAGAAAGAAAAAGUCUGAUAGUUGUGCAGGUAAAAGCUUUAAGAAAUAGAUAAUCCUUCACAAAAUUCUCCAAUUAAUUCUGCACAGCCAAAAUAAUCCUGAUACAAACCUGAAUGAAGAUGGCUCCUAAAAAGCAAAACCUAGACCAGCUUCAUUUAUGAAUAUUCUAUUCAUCUUAAUUCUAUUUAGAAUUAAUUACAAAAUCAGUCUUCACUAAUAGAUCCAUGUAUUUACCUUUCCCAAGUUUCAGAUAUCUCCAGGAGAGCCAGAGUGUAAGACCUUAACCCAGCGUUCUCCACAAACUUGUUUUGGGAUAUUCUAGUCCUUGAUGAUAUUUGGGAAAAGAUUUCUUAGGAAAAUGUGUAAAUGCAGCAGAGCAUUUGCUUGUGGGGAAAUCCAAGUACACAUCAUCAGCUUGUCAAAAGAUACAGUAAAGAGAUUUUUAUUUUACACAGUGUAUCUCAAACUUACUUCAUUGUGGAACUCUCAUUCCCAGUAUCUCCUACCAUCUUUAGAAUGUGAGCCACUUUGAUAGAUGCUUCCAUUGCCACAAUGAAUGUCUUUAAGACCAUCAUUUGAGACAUUACGGUGAGUGAGUGUGUUGGCAGGGGGUGAGGAAAGGGCACUUUUCUUUGUAACUCACGUCAUAUUCUGAAAGCUGCCUGCUUGAAUCUUGAGGGCUAGUGCUUUUCUAUAGAAUGUAAAAGAUUCUAGCUUGGUCCUUGAUAUGUAUAUAUUAAACAUGCUUAAAUAUUCUGUUAAGUAGUGAUUAGGACAUAAACGAUUUUUCAUUGUAAUAAAAAUGCUAUAUUAAAUAUCA
Callorhinus ursinus (northern fur seal) is the source of this 8350-nucleotide messenger RNA. Lineage: Eukaryota; Metazoa; Chordata; Mammalia; Carnivora; Otariidae. The record is from RefSeq and is a predicted model, not a curated record.